Molecule: messenger RNA, 2390 nt
Organism: Tympanuchus pallidicinctus (lesser prairie-chicken)
Lineage: Eukaryota; Metazoa; Chordata; Aves; Galliformes; Phasianidae
Gene: CELF6
Product: CUGBP Elav-like family member 6
Exons: 13
Coding region: 1-1464 (487 amino acids)
Biological process (GO): regulation of alternative mRNA splicing, via spliceosome; mRNA splice site recognition
Cellular component (GO): nucleus; ribonucleoprotein complex; cytoplasm
Molecular function (GO): mRNA binding
Source: RefSeq, a predicted model, not a curated record
AUGGCCGCGGCGGGCAGCGGCGUGGCGGCGGCGGAGGCGGGGGCGGGCCCGGCGGGGGCGGCGUUCAGCACCGCGAACAGCGGCCGAGUGAACGGGCUGAGCCACCCGCCCGGCGCCAUCGCCAUGAAGGACCACGACGCCAUCAAGCUCUUCGUGGGGCAGAUCCCGCGCAACCUGGAGGAGAGCGACCUCAAGCCGCUCUUCGAGGAGUUCGGCCGCAUCUACGAGCUCACCGUGCUGAAGGACCGCUUCACCGGCAUGCACAAAGGCUGUGCCUUUCUCACCUACUGCGCCCGAGACUCGGCCCUGAAGGCUCAGAGCGCUCUGCACGAGCAGAAGACGCUGCCAGGGAUGAACCGCCCCAUCCAGGUGAAGCCGGCGGACAGCGAGGGACGAGGAGAAGACAGGAAGCUCUUUGUGGGCAUGCUGGGGAAGCAGCAGAGCGAGGAUGAUGUCCGGCGCCUCUUCGAGCCCUUCGGACAGAUUGAGGAAUGCACCAUCCUGCGUGGGCCCGAUGGGGCCAGCAAAGGUUGUGCCUUUGUGAAGUACAGCAGCCAUGCCGAGGCACAAGCCGCCAUCAGCAGCCUGCACGGCAGCCAGACCAUGCCGGGCGCCUCAUCCAGCCUGGUGGUGAAAUUUGCGGACACAGACAAGGAGAGGACCCUGCGGCGGAUGCACCAGAUGGCGGGGCAGCUGGGCAUCUUCAACCCCAUGACCAUCCAGUUCGGCGCCUACGGGGCCUACACACAGGCGAUCAUGCAGCAGCAGGCGGCCCUGAUGGCAGCGGCGCAGGGGACCUGCCUGAACCCCAUGGCCGCCAUCGCCGCCGCCCAGAUGCAGCAGAUGGCCGCCUUCAACGUCAGCGGGCUGGUGGCCGCCCCCCUCACCCCUUCUUCAGGUACCAGCACCCCGCCUGGCAUCAGCACGGCGCCCGUGCCCAGCAUCGCCACACCUAUUGGCGUGAAUGGCUUCAGCCCGCUGCCGCCGCAGACCAACGGGCAGCCCGCCUCCGAGACCAUCUACACCAACGGCAUCCACCCCUACCCAGCUCAAAGCCCCACAGUGGCAGAUCCCCUCCAGCAAGCCUACGCGGGCAUGCAGCACUAUGCAGCAGCAUAUCCCACUGCCUACGCACCCAUCAGCCAAGCCUUCCCCCAGCAAGCGCCCAUCAUCCCGCAGCAGCAGCGAGAAGGUCCCGAGGGCUGUAACCUGUUUAUUUAUCACCUGCCCCAGGAGUUCGGGGAUGCGGAGCUCACACAGAUGUUCUUGCCUUUUGGCAAUGUCAUCUCUGCCAAAGUUUUUGUGGAUCGUGCCACCAACCAGAGCAAGUGCUUUGGUUUUGUCAGUUUUGACAAUCCGACCAGCGCUCAGGCAGCCAUUCAGGCCAUGAACGGCUUCCAGAUCGGCAUGAAGAGGCUAAAAGUCCAGCUAAAGCGGCCGAAAGAUGCCAACAGACCCUACUGACCCCUGGCACCCUGGCCCCGCAGAGAGGUCGGGCGUCCCGCGGUGUCUGCCGACUUCCCCCUUCCCCAAGUGCAGUAUCCAAACCCGUAACUCUCUUUCUUUGCAACAUAUCCCGGAGGAGGAGGAAGGAGAAGAGGAAGAGUUGAUGGAGAGAAGAAAAAAAAAAAAAAAAAAAAAAAAAAAAAGCGAAGAAGAGAGCCAUUCUGGUCGUAGCUUUUCUAUUUCUUUUUUGAUUAUUUUUUCCAACCGGUCUUGUUUGUUUCUUAACGGGAACGAGAGAGCGAGGAAGGCAGGAAGGAGGAGAGCGACGCGGCGUUGGGGCUGAGAUUUGCUGCCGGGAGAGGACUGAGGCCCGGGCAGCCGGGAUGUGAGCUACCUUUUAUAAGCACUCAUUUGCUGCUACAAAUUUCCCAAGAGGAAUGAGGAAAAGAGGCUCCGGAUGGAUUAUAAACCAAAGCCAGCGGGACGAGACCGGCCUCGGGCGAUUCACCUGGAGGAUGCUUGUUUGGAAAGGGAAAUCUUGGUGGUUUUUUUCCACGUCUGGCUGGGAAAAAGAGGGAAGAAAAAGGAUAAGAGGAUGUUGGACUUAUAGAAGAUAUAUAUAAAUAAGUAUAUAUAUAUAUAUAUCCCAUGGAGCAGGGCAGCGGGACACGCGCUUCCCCCUGCUUGUCACUGGCACAGGGACAUAGGAUUACUUGUUUCAGAGUCAUAUCAUUCCUUAGAGUUUAGGGACCAAAGGACUAUUGCUUUUUUAAAUAUAUAUAUAAAUAAAUUAAUUUAAAACACACACACACACACACACACACACAAACUUAAAAAACAGGAAGAAAAAAAAAUGUAUGAAACGCCUCGGGCGCAUGAGCUGCGAGCGGCGCCGGGAGGAGCACGGCUCAAGGGCUCGGUGUGGGGGGCAGUUUGUGGCCAAG